AUGUAUAUUUUAGUACAAAAGCUCGAUUCGAAUCGUCGUAUUCAAGCAACGACACCACGUAAACCGACGUGUAUUCGAACUGCGCCGCCAUCAUCGACCCGCCUGCAACGAUCUCGUACCACAGCAUCUGAGCGACGAAGUCGAAAAUCGUUAACAUAUAAAAGUUGCGGCCAAACAGUUUCAAGCGAAAAUGAAUUGAUCAACAAUACACUAACAACAUUUAGCGAAAGUGAAAACGUUCCCGAAGAAAACAAAAGCGAAUCAAAAACAAUGUGGCGUUCUGUAGUUACUUGUAUGCCCGCGCCGAAGAAACCAAUCUCUAAACGAAGUCAACAUGCUCUCGAUGAUAUACGAGCUAUGAAACAGCAACAUAUCCUACAAGAUCCUAUUGGAUCGAAUCGUCCCGUUCUACCGAAUAUCCGAUUGGUGCCUAAGACGAAAUUUCUCUACAAAGGUUUAGCGUUCAAAGAAGUGAAGAAAAUAUCCGGAAUUACCGACGAAUACGAGGACAUUAGUUUAAAUUCAUUGAAAAGACCGUUAGUCGAUUAUAGUCGUACUGAAGCAUAUAUGCGACACGAGAUCAAUGCUGCGCGAUCGAAACAGAAACCUCGACAGAAACUAAACGCACAAAAUGCAAACGAUGAGCCGAUGACAAGAAGUCAAACCGUGCUUGAUAUACGCGAAACACGUAAGCGUAUCGUCAAAGGUACAACUGCUACACAUUAUCCUGCAUCGAAAAGACCAGGGCGACCUGAAAGAAAUGAAUUAUCAGGCUCUGAAGUACUUGUUCCAAUCCGAAAUUUCAGUUCAUUAAGUAAUGUACCUAUCUCAACAUCUGUUGUCUGUCCAUCAUUACCUGCACAACAUUACAAGGCUGGAUAUACUUCACCGAUGACAUCUCAAAAUUUUGAUAUACCUUCAAUCGAAACGAAUCUCACAGUCUCGAUCGUUCAACAGCCAGAACAACGUCCGCCGACAGGAAAGUCAUCUACUAUAAGUCAAGCGAUGAAUACAAGUGAAAUAACGCUCUUAACUAAAUAUGUAAAACGACCACGAAGUACGGCUCGUCAGGCACCAGCAGAAUCAGUAGUGACAUAUAAGAAAUAA
Adineta ricciae is the source of this 1107-nucleotide messenger RNA. Lineage: Eukaryota; Metazoa; Rotifera; Eurotatoria; Adinetida; Adinetidae. The record is from the annotation of a GenBank genome assembly.